CUCCCCCCCCGCCAUCCGAUCAACAUGGCUUCCGUCCCGAGUGUGCAAUGCUUCGGCAAGAAGAAGACGGCCACCGCCGUCGCCCACUGCAAGCAAGGCAAGGGUCUCAUCAAGGUGAACGGCAAGCCCAUCUCCCUGGUGCAGCCUGAGAUCCUCCGCUUCAAGGUCUACGAGCCCCUCCUCAUCGUCGGUGCCGACAAGUUCGCCGGCGUCGACAUCCGCAUCCGCGUCUCGGGCGGUGGUCAGACCUCGCAGGUCUACGCCAUCCGUCAGGCCAUCGCCAAGUCCAUCGUCGCCUACUACCAGAAGUUCGUCGAUGAGCACUCCAAGAACCAGAUCAAGCAGGCCUUCGCCCAGUACGACCGUACCCUCCUCGUCGCCGACAACCGUCGCCCGGAGCCCAAGAAGUUCGGUGGUCGCGGUGCCCGCGCCCGUUACCAGAAGUCUUACCGUUAAGGGUUUUCUUUAUGCUGCUCUCUUGGUCUCUCUAUCUUCGGGGCGCAGGGGUGGGGUUUUCUGGUCUUCUACUCCCUGUUUUCCGCCGUCUAUCAUCCCCAUCGUCGGAUCUCUCUGCCCGUUAACCCUUUAAAUGGGGUUAUCUCCCCCGGAGAUGGAAAUAGAAACAAGAGAAUUAAAGAAGAAUCUUUGACGGUUGCUUUGUUGGUGUAUCGGGGGAGUGAUUCGAGAACAUAAAAAAAAGUGGAAAAAAGCUUUACUCGGUCCGCUGGCGAUCAUGGUUUGAUGGUGCAAUGGGGCAAGUGGAUUUAUGGUUAUGGUCCGAUCCUGGCUCGGUCUCGCCUGGUUUUAGUGUAGACCAGAAUCUCAAUAUCACCCAAUUUCUUACGUUCGGAUUGAUCUACUCGCUCUGUUUGUUACUGAAGUUAAUUAUAUGAUUUGAUGUCUACUUGUCUUUUG
This is a messenger RNA of Aspergillus campestris IBT 28561, 915 nucleotides long. RefSeq names its product 40S ribosomal protein uS9. The record is from RefSeq and is a predicted model, not a curated record. The transcript is spliced from 4 exons. Gene Ontology annotation, molecular function: structural constituent of ribosome; RNA binding. The coding region runs from base 25 to 456 and encodes 143 amino acids. Lineage: Eukaryota; Fungi; Ascomycota; Eurotiomycetes; Eurotiales; Aspergillaceae. Gene Ontology annotation, cellular component: ribosome; cytosolic small ribosomal subunit. Gene Ontology annotation, biological process: maturation of SSU-rRNA from tricistronic rRNA transcript (SSU-rRNA, 5.8S rRNA, LSU-rRNA); translation.